Prorocentrum cordatum is the source of this 861-nucleotide messenger RNA. The record is from the annotation of a GenBank genome assembly. NCBI's taxonomy places the organism in Eukaryota, Dinophyceae, Prorocentrales, Prorocentraceae.
AUGCACGCGGUGCUCAGCAAUGCCAUUGUGCGGCUCGAUGGCGUGAUCAACUCGGAUGGCGCGCUGAAGCUGGAGGCGAACGGGUGGCAGCUCCCCUUCGGCAUCCAGACGCUGCGGUCCUGGCUCGUGCUCGCGGGGGUCUUCGCGCGGAAGUGCCGCAACCACAUCGUGCUGGUGUUGUGCGGGCACGUCAACAUCUUGGCGGACACAGUGAAGACCACGAGUCCAUCGUAUGGAGCUGCGUUCAAGGCUGCAUCGAUGGAUGUCAAGAUGGCCUGCAGCUUCUUCGACAACAAGUUGGGCCCAGUGAUCGAGGCUUACAGCGACUUGCACGGCGGCCUCUCGCGCUUGAGUCUUGCGGCCGACCUCAUGAUGCUGACGCCCGCCGUGAGCGACCGCGAGCUGACCAGCCAGACGGUGGCAGUCGGCGUGGAGAUGCUGGGCAAGGCCAACCAAGUGUGCGUGCUGAUCAGGGGGUCCUUCCUGAUCGCAGAGCACACGCACACCCCCGACGGCAGCCGCCUCGCCCGAGAGUUCAUAGAAAAGAGCCACACGCAGAAGACGAUCGGCAUUCCAGAGUGUUUCUGGGCAGAGCUCGAGGCCAUGCAAGACGCCAGCACCGAGGACAUGCGCACAGUCGACGGCGGCGCUGCUGGCUCAGCCUCGGGCUGCGGCACGCCCAGGCCCAAGCAGAAAGAGAACGCCAGCCACAUCGGAUCUGGCUCGAAGGUGCCAGCAGUGAAGGCCGAGGCUGGCGAGUCGGCGGCAGCGACGCCGACCGCGCCUCCUCCGACAGCGGCGAAGGCCGCUAGCGUCGGAGGCGGCGGCGGCGGCCUUCGCCGCACCAAGCGCAAGGAGUAG